AUGACGGGCAAAGUCAGGACAUUGAGUACCGUGGCCACAGGCGCACCGGGUCUGUACCGUCCCUUGGACUCCUCAAUCCCCGAGAUACGGCUUUUCGCCCUGGAGCCCGCACAGACGGACGAGGAGGCAAUCGUAGGCCAUCUCCAAACCGUCCCCCUCGGCUCAGCCCCAGCGUACGAGGCCUUGUCCUACAAAUGGGGGAAGCCAGUCUAUUCCGAACCCGUCACCAUCGGGGGACACACCGUCCUCGUAACCCCAAACCUUGCAGUAGCUCUUCGAGGUCUGCGGCACCAGGAUAGACAACGUGUCCUCUGGAUCGAUGCCCUGUGCAUUAAUCAAGAAUCCCUCCGUGAGCGUGCCCAACAGGUAUCGCUCAUGAAAGAGAUUUACUCCUGCUGUGUCUGUGACCUGUUAUGGCUCGGACCUCUUUCUGAACCUGAGACGCAGUCUUGGACGCCCUCAGAGGAAAUCAUGGGCCAAGGCUUCGAGUUGAUGCGACGCCUCGUCGGCCGGGAUAUGACGGUGCUGAACCCAAUGAUGAAGGAGUGGAAGGACCAUAAACAGCUGGAAGAGAAGUGGCGUGCAUCUUACCAGUCUACUGAUAACGAUCUAGACAAUCAACUCGCAGGAGAGGAAGCUUUAGGGGGGGAGGAGACGGAAGACACGGGAACUGGAACGGGCAGUGGCAUCCAGGAUUGCAUGCUAUCUUCAAAUGAGCAGUGGGCGUUGGAAAGCGCCUUCGGCCGACCGGAUGUGCUGAAGCGAUUGUGGGUUAUGCAGGAGCUCUCUAUUGCUCCCAAAGUACAGCUUGUUGCUGGCCGCCACACGCUCGACUGGGACGUUGUCUCCAAUUUCUUGGGCGACACGCCAUACGCCGAUGCCUUCCACGGCACGUUUUCUCACGGCACCGUCGACCAGAUUUCGUACUGGAUCUUUGAGAAAGUCCAGAUCAUCGAUCAUCAAAGACGCAUCUUGAGGCAGGAAGGCGAGUCGAAGCUCCUCGACGUUCUGGCGCGGUUCAGACGCACCGAUUGCCUGGACCCUCGCGACAAGAUAUUCGGCCUGCUGGGCCUUGUGACUGACCACAAAGACAUCAAAGUCGACUAUGAGAAGCUUCCGGGGCAGGUGUAUGCCGACGUCACGGCCUCUCUCAUCAACCAUUCAGGCAACCUGGAUGUCAUCUGCCAGAGCCCCUGGAGCUCAAGUCGAGAUUACCGUCGCUCGGCAAAAGGCUCCUUGGGAAAUCUACCUUCUUGGGCGAUCAACUUCUUAGCGGACGGGGAAAUUGAGCUCUUUGCACAAAGGUCCAUCUUCAAUGCUGGGAGACCAAGCUGCGAAGUCCCCUGCCGAAGGGUUGGUGAGGAUGUCCUGGUCGCCAAAGGAGUCAUCGUGGGCCGGGUUGGGCCGAUACUACAGGACGACUACCCUCAUGAUGGUAAUAGCUCUGCUCUUCGCUGGAGAUAUGACACUUCUACGCACAUCCCUCUUGACUGGAUGCGUCUUUAUCUGAACUAUAAACAAGUUCUAGACAAAGGAUCAACAGAUCAGUACAUGACUGGCGAAUCGUCCUUCACAGCCUUUUGGCGUACGCUGACGGUUGACUGCGCGGUGUGGCCGAUGGCUAGACUGACGGCUCAACAAAUAAGUGACCAAGACAUGUCUCUCCGCGAAAGUUGGUUACAAUUCCUUGAUGGUGUGACAGACGAAGGAACGAACAAGUCGAAUUUGUAUAGAGAAUAUUUCUCCGCCCCCGAAAUCCAGCGCAUGUGGUACAGGCUGUACACAGAAUGGUCCUUUUCCACGACAACGAACGGUCUAUUCAUUCUGAUCAUACCGCCAACAAGAGAAGGGGACUUCAUUGCAUGCCUAGACGGCGCCAAGCUCCCUGUCGUCCUGCGUCCCGUGCAGCACGGCAGCCGUCAAACAUUUCAGAUUGUCGCCGUUGCAUAUGUGCAUGGUAUCAUGGACAUGGAGGCAACGCAAUCUUCAGAGCUCCGCGCGAAGCUUGGCCUGCAGGACCAGGAGCUUUGGAUAGUAUGA
Molecule: messenger RNA, 2040 nt
Organism: Clonostachys byssicola
Lineage: Eukaryota; Fungi; Ascomycota; Sordariomycetes; Hypocreales; Bionectriaceae
Source: the annotation of a GenBank genome assembly